GCAUGGCGGGGCUGGAACGGGCGUCAGGCGCGGGCGGAAGUGUAGAGAGGAGGUGGUGGGGAACAUGUCGGCCUCCCUGGUGCGGCGGGGACUGGAGCUGCUGGCGGCGCCAGGUCAGGGAAAGGCCUCUGCGGGCCUCCAGCAGCGGCAGGACGGCCCCAGGGCGGCCGGCACUGCGAGGCGAAGGAAGGCGGCGCAGGAGCCUCGGAGGAACAAGGCCACAGUCAAGGGCAGAGUCGUGAAGUCGGCGAUAGAGGAGUAUCGUAAGAAGGCAGCUGUGAAUCACUUGAAAGCAAACCUCCAGUACAUGUUGAAGGGACGAAUUGUUGCAAACAAAACCAUCACAGAACAAGUUCUUGCUCAGAACAGAGGCAGAAAGUCCAAAGAUCAGCCUCCAAAGAAGUUGGAAAAGAAGAAGCCCCAGGGCACUGUCUUUACUGAGGAAGAUUUCCGUAAAUUUGAGAGAGAAUACUUUGGGAGACCAUAAACAGCAUGACAGGGACUCACAGCUCCAGUCUUUCUGCACACAGGGCUGGCCAUUUCCUUGGCAUAUAUGAGAUGGGACAUUGGAGAUGUGCCUCUGUUAGAAAGUGCUUUAAUGUCACACUUGCAGAGCAGCUCUGCAUCUGUGCAGAACUUGUUACUGGCCAGUUUGAGCCAUGGAGGUUCUCUUGGCUAUGGGAUGCGUUGUCCUAAUAAUUGCCACCAGCCAGCCAGCAUGUCUUGCACUUUUGGUGUAGGAGGGUGAACCAAGCCAAAUAGAAAUCUUGUUCCCCUUCCUCAGGUUGUAAGGCUUCCGCUAUCUGUUACUUGGCAGGGAGCGUUUAAAAUAUUGCAUCUGAGUGGAGAAAUGUUUUGGAGCAGCCGUAAUAAGUCAUCGGAAGGGAAGGAUGCUUGGAAAGACUGCUAAUCCUGAGGUAUCCCUGCAGUUUCUUUUCUUAUUGCAGACUCUGUCAGGUUGUUCAGUCAUUGCAAAAACUUUCUAUAUGUUGUUUGAUUAAAUAAUUGUUGCAGACACUGCCUAUCUUCGCCUUUUUAAUAGUGAUUGUUAUGACAGGCUACAGUUGGUGAAGAAAAAAAUGUAUCACUGUUUUGAUCCAAGUAUCCCUCUCCUUAGGGUGGCUCAGUUGUCGUGUUGACACAUGUCCAAUCUCUUGGACAUGCUUAGGCCUUCAAAGAGCACAGGUUGGAAUGGAGAGGACUCUGCUUUGGAUACUUCCACCUGAGCCUCCUGCUGAGGCUUGCCGCACUAGGAGUGCACUGCUGCUGGCUGCUGGCAGCUUCUGGCGCCAGGAGGGAUUGUGACUCGGGUGUUACCAAUGGUAUGAAGUUAAAAUCUUCUGAGUGAGAGGUUUUGAUGCCUGGUUGAAUUUUUUUUCCGACUGCUGCUGCAGCAAAUAGAAAGCCCAGCAGGUGGGAGUGUUGUUCCACUUUAAAUAUGCUUUUAGGGAGCUCCUGGCACUGCCGUUGUCUGCUCCUUACCUGAGAAAAGGGGAAAUGUGUUCACUUUGGGGAAGAAAAAAAGAGGUAAGGAGAAGGACUAGUGCCAAGUUUUGAUUAGACUCAGGAGUUCAUUAUAAGAGACUUGGCUGACCGGAGCGGCAGCUGCUUAGUUGUCAGUACUGGAGGGAAUUUGGGAUCUCUUCCCUGCCCUCUGAUUAUAAUUCCUGGUGCUGUCCUCUUAAGUCUGCGCCUUUUCUUUUGUUUUCUUUCCUUCUUGUCUGCAAAGGAGGGAAAGUCUCCCAGAUGUAUGAGGUCCAGACAAAGGAAAUAGCGAACAUACUGAGGUGUGUGUAUUUGGAAUUGUGUAACAGCAUGUGGGAGGGGAUUUCUUGUAAUAGGAUCAAGUUCAACUAUGCAGCCAGAAGUGGUAAAUACAGAACAGUUCAAAGACCAAUUUCCUUCUUUUUCAGUUUGUUCUUGCUCUCAGAGGUAAUAAAGAUGUCUUAAAAAAAAAAGAGAGAGAAUCACUGUUUGCUUCUUAAAACAGUGGAAACACUAUUGUUUGAAAAAGAAGUUGAGCAAAAUUUUUUAGGGAGACACGUGCUGCUUCACCUCUGCACUCUGUGCUUGCUGCAGUGUGAGCUGCUGCAGUGAUGUGUGGAGCUGUCAUGGAGACUAUUAACUGUGAAAAAGGUGGCUGUGCCACAACUUGACUUUUGAAAGGGUGGAUUUCUGGAUUAUUACUUUGUUUCAUGCCCUCAUCUUCAGUACCUGGCAGUUCUUUUGACCUUAUGAGGUCCUUAAUGUCACCCCCUGCACUUCCCUUACCAGUUCCUCCUACAGGGAUUGUUUCUUGUGGUUCUGUUCCUGAGCCCUUCUUCUGCAGGCUGAGGAAAGCAAAACCAUCCUUUGUUGCUCCAGAAAGGAACGCUAGGGUCAUGUGGUUCACUCUCUUUUGUGCAAAACCUUCUUGUUUCCUUGCAAAUGUAAGCUAACAGGAAAACUGUUUUUUCAAAGUUAAUGAGGAACUUUAAAGUCGGGCCCGGUGCAGUUUUGCCGAGGGAUAACACAUCCUGUGUUAUCCACAAUCUGUGGAGUUUUAAAGUUGGAUGUGUUCUCUCUGGCUGAAAAGACUUUUGGGGCCAACACAAGUAAUCAACGUACUUGUGGCUAUAUGCCAUGAGGCAUUGUGUUGAACAGCGUAAAGUACCUGACAGACUGGAUUUGCCAUCUGAAGUUGAGAACUGGGUUGUACAGCCAAGAGUGUACUUAAAUAAAUCAAACUUAACCUUGCAGAAGGAAAUAAAACCAUGCAGAAGUGAAGGGAUGGCUGUAGAUAAAUCAUCUGCAAGGGCAAAGAUCUGAUAUGUUCUAGCCUUGAUUUCUCCACCUCUCUAGUGGAGAAUGAAGCUCCUAGAAAGAACAGCAGUGCCACCUGCACACUGGGUAGGUAAGAACAGGAGCUGUCCCCUGAGGGGAGUAUCUUCAAGAUAACAGAGCAGGGAACAGGUACCAGCUUGUUAUGUGUCCCUGGUGGUAAGCUAAAGCUAAGCGUCUUGCAUUCCAAACUGUUACGGUCUAGUCAUCCCUAGAGCAUGUCAGCUCCUUGGCGAUACUGGGACCUCAGGAGGCUAUCUUAGAGCAACUUAUGCCAACUCUGUUCCUACAGCCAGACCUUGCUGCCCCACAAAAGAGAGAAGAGAGGGUCAGGGAGGGAGAAGCUGCCAUAGCUGCUUUUCCUACUUGGCCUCCGACCUGCAGUUCCCAUGCUGGAGGUUAACAUGCCACAGCCUGCAACCCUCAGACUGGCCAGACAGCAUUUCUUCUGGUGCAGCUGCAAGCGAUGGCACAGGGAGAUGUCCUGCUGCUGCGGGGCGAGGGCCACGUGCUGGCUGAGUUCAUCAGGCUGCUGACUCUCUUCUCUGUAGCACCAGCUGAGCAUUCUGCAGCAGAAAAUAGAGGUAGGUGAGCUAGGGUAGAAGGAGGAAGAUGCCUUCUUACAGUGCAUCCCCACCCACACGCAGCAGGGAGUCAGAAUGGGAAGCAGCGGCAGCAGCUUUAAUAUAAAUGCAAAUAAAAGCUCUGGAGUGUUAUUAAAUGUCAUAGAACCUUUCUAGGGAAAGUUUGGAGGGGGCAGAACAGUUCCCAGAUGGUCGGUGUUGAGCUAGCUUAUUGUGAGUAAGAUUCAUCAAGCUGGUUAAUGGCCUAUUGCUCCCUCGUUAUGUGAAUGGAAAGCAAACAGGAAAAUUUGUUUGGAUGGGUACAAACUAAUGUAUGCUCAUACAGGCUCUGCUCUAUCAGCAAGUCUUCUUUCGUGUGGAAAGAAACAACAGCUAAUAUCAGCAUUACUUGUGUAUCAGGAGAGGGGAAGACUGCAAAUGUAAAGCAAGAAAACGUAUUUACUCAGGAGACUGAGCAGCUCCUUGCCUCUGAAGUGACAUAGCAGUAACAAACCUGGCUGUGAAUGAACCAAGAUAGACUGAAAAAAUGGCUCAGGCAA
This is a messenger RNA of Cuculus canorus (common cuckoo), 3943 nucleotides long. RefSeq names its product ribosomal protein S19 binding protein 1 (gene RPS19BP1). The record is from RefSeq and is a predicted model, not a curated record. Gene Ontology annotation, cellular component: nucleolus. Gene Ontology annotation, molecular function: enzyme binding. NCBI's taxonomy places the organism in Eukaryota, Metazoa, Chordata, Aves, Cuculiformes, Cuculidae. The coding region runs from base 65 to 487 and encodes 140 amino acids. The transcript is spliced from 4 exons.